Talaromyces atroroseus is the source of this 372-nucleotide messenger RNA. RefSeq lists its product as hypothetical. NCBI's taxonomy places the organism in Eukaryota, Fungi, Ascomycota, Eurotiomycetes, Eurotiales, Trichocomaceae. Bases 1 to 372 code for a protein of 123 amino acids. The record is from RefSeq and is a predicted model, not a curated record. The transcript is spliced from 2 exons.
AUGAAUAUUAUAUGGCAAGUUGCGGGAAUUAUUGACAGUUUCUUUGUUCACGGCUGUCCGUAUCAGCAGGAUCGGCCCAAAGACGCCGACGCCGCUGACUACUCCGUACCUAACCUCGGGAACCCCAGAUUCUCUCCGGCCGGGCUAGUUGUCUCUCCAGUCUCUCCACACCGAAAACGGAAAAACCUGCUACCGGCGGCUAUCCCCGACGCCAACGGCGUGCUUAGUAAGACAGCGCCCCGUAACUUCCUCAGCUGGCAAACCGCAGAGGGAAAGAGCAACGGGCAAAAGGCAAAAGAGGAAGGCAGCAGCCGGUCGGGAUGCCGCGCCAAAGAUGGCAAGUGCCAGCAGGACACGGCAAGUGGACGCUGA